CGUGGCUGCCCGAGUACUUAGUUGGCCAGCUGAUGUUGUCGAGGAACGAAGGCUAUAGCGACGUCCCUCCAUUUAUAUCGCAGCCUAUACGCCAAAAGCACACACAGCCAAGCAGCCGCAUCGUCGAUGAGAAGCAGUCGAGGAUCUCCAUUCUAAGUGAAUGGAUUGGCAUGGGGAGAAGCGGACCUCAGAUCACGGCUAAGCGGCAGCUUUGGGACUGUGUGACGCUGACGAUGCUUGUGAUUUCUCUGCUCUAUCCACCAGCUCACUGUCAGCAGUGUCGCAUCCAGCGCUGCAAUGCGGAGUAUGUGGCGUCUACCUCGACCUCCAGCAGCCUACAGGAAGACGUUGUGACCGACGUGGACUACUGCAUCGCGCUGCGAGCCUACGCCCUGUGCACCCGUCGGCAGGCCCGAAGCUGCCGGGGCGACCUGGUCUACCAUUCGGCCGUCUUCCGCAUUAAGGAGUUAUUUUCUCUGCACAACUGCUCCAGCGACGGGCCCACGUCCUCCGCAAAGGUUCCCAGCACGCCUCGGCCGGCCGUAUCGGAGCUGUGCAACUAUGAGAACCGGGUGCUGGCUGCUGGUUCGGGUGGCCAGCAGAAGAAAUACGCCCAUUGUGGAUUAUUUGGAGACCCGCACCUACGGACUUUCCGUGACGAGUUUCAGACAUGUAAAGUGGAAGGGGCGUGGCCACUGAUUGACAACCGCUUCCUGUCAGUGCAGGUGACCAAUGUGCCGGUGGUCCUUGGCUCCAGCGCCACUGCAACCAGCAAGAUCACUGUAAUCUUCAAGUCAUACCACGGCUGCACAGACCAGAAAGUUUACCAGGCAACCACAGAUGACCUGCCUCUGGCCUUCCAGGACGGCACUCGAAGUGGCGGCGAGAGCGGCAGCCUGACCAUCAAUGAGCGUGGCGGCUCCGGAGUGGGCCGCCAGGUGAAGAUCCAAGCGCGCUACAUUGGUACUUCCAUCAUCGUGCGCCGCGUGGGCAGCUACCUGACCUUCGCCAUCCGCAUGCCCGAAGACACCCUGGACUUCUCAGAAGACGGCGGUAGCGGCCUGCAGCUCUGCCUGCACGGCUGCCCGCGCAACGAGCUCAUCAAGGAGCACACGCUGGGCCGCCAGCAGCAGCAGCAGCACCAAGCGGGUUCGCUGCGACCACCUCACCAGGUCUACACGGUGGAGGGAGCCACGGCUAAAUGUCGAGAGACUCUGCAGGUGGAGGAUGUUUACUUCCAGUCCUGCGUGUUUGAUUUGCUCACCACAGGAGAUCCCGACUUCUCCAUGGCGGCUUAUGGCGCCCUGGAGGAUCUUAAGGCACUGCCACCCAGUAAACUAAAGCAAAACUCCCCGAGGAUACCGCGUGUUUACAACAGAGGGGCAUCACAUACAGCAUCAAAGGACGGCCCAUCUUCUGUUCUCACACUCCUGUUCAUCAUUUUGCUGCUUUUGUAAAAAAGAAAAAGGCCAUUGUUGUACAGUAACUCAAAAUCUUCAAAAAGACCGGUGGAGGCACCUCCAGCUUGAGGAAAGAGUGACAAAAACUAAUUUGGCAAUGUUUAUCCUCUUACAAUUUGAAGGAUUUCACACAAGAGGAAAUGUCAAAAUGGUAUUGUUGAUAUCAAAAGUUUCACUAGUCAUACCAACAGCACUUAGCGGUGCCACCUCCAGCACGUUUUGUGUAUUCAAAUGUUAACUUCUUGUCCGUUUCAACUGUCACUGCUCAUGCUAAAUACACAAGCUCCAACAACUGUUUGUAAAAAAAAACUACCUAUCCACUGUACAAUAAAGGCUCAUCUGUGAAACACUCCCUCUUCAGGCUUACAGUUGAAAAGAUGACAAAGCAAACAAAUCUUUAUAUAAUAAUAUAUUAAAAGAGUGUAUAUAUGUGUUUUAUAUUUAUGUACAUUUGCUGAUGUAUAGAUGUUUUAACUGUAAUAAUGUUUUCCAUUUGUUGUGUUCAGUAGGCUGUUUUUUAGGGACAUCAAACUAAUAUUGUGCCCUAUGUACAUUUCUGUAUUAAAGUGUUGGACACUC
Entelurus aequoreus (snake pipefish) is the source of this 2039-nucleotide messenger RNA. It is a transcript of the gene rgmd, whose product is annotated as RGM domain family, member D. Lineage: Eukaryota; Metazoa; Chordata; Actinopteri; Syngnathiformes; Syngnathidae. Gene Ontology annotation, molecular function: coreceptor activity. Gene Ontology annotation, biological process: BMP signaling pathway. The record is from RefSeq and is a predicted model, not a curated record. Gene Ontology annotation, cellular component: plasma membrane. The coding region runs from base 33 to 1457 and encodes 474 amino acids. The transcript has 4 exons.